Molecule: messenger RNA, 1643 nt
Organism: Capsella rubella
Lineage: Eukaryota; Viridiplantae; Streptophyta; Magnoliopsida; Brassicales; Brassicaceae
Exons: 8
Coding region: 146-1405 (419 amino acids)
Source: RefSeq, a predicted model, not a curated record
UUGCUGGUCCCUCUCAAGCUCCACCUCUCCCCACAUUUCUUCCCCAUUCUCUCUCUAAACCCAUUUUUUUUCCUCCAAAAAUCGAAACUUUCCGACGAGUUUUAAACACUUGAGCUUCCUAGGACUCAAAGCAUACCGUAGUCCUAUGAAGUCAAUUUGUGAAACAUGUGGACAUCAAGGAUGGAAGGAGUCACUUGUAACUUGCUCUAAGUGCCGUAUAGCCUGUAACCACCGUUAUUGCAUGCGGGAAAUUUCAUUUGAGACCUCAAUACGUUUUGUCUGUGCUGAUUGUUCGAUGAGACCUGUUCAAAACAAAUUUACUUCUGACUCUAUUAAAGCAGUCCCUAAAAGUGAUAGAAAUAAAGUGCGGGUGGAAUCCUCAAAUCCAGUUCCCAAAUGGAAAAAAAUUCCUGAAACAUCAAAGAUGAAGUUGAUUUCACCAGAGGAAGUCAGAAAACUUUCAUGUGGAGGCAAUAAGUCAACUUUUAAAGUACCAAGACCAUUUUCAGCUCGUUCUGCAAUGAGUUUAACAAAACAAACUGCUAUGUUUCCAAGAGCUAGGAGUUUUAAUUCUGCGGUAGGGGCUCACAAAACCAAUUCAGUUGUCCUUCCACCUAAAAAGGUUGAGCCUCUUAGUCCGCCUACUCUCCAGAUUCGUCCAGGAUUCUUAAGACAAACUUCCAAAGCACAAGCAGUAGUAGAAGGCUCAAAAUCGAGAGUUGGUGAUGGAGCUAAAUAUCACAGUUCCAACGAGAUAUGCCGAUCAAUCUUAUCUGAGAAAUUGUUGCAAUUACUUCCAUAUCGUCCAGCUUUGCUCCCUACUUGGAAGGGACGCAUUGUGGACUCUGCUACACCAUCUGAGUUUAAUGGCGAGUUUUUAGCUCAACCGCCAUCUAAAGUCCAUGCGAAGGCGUACAGACUUUCAAAGGGGAUCCCUGUCUUACUCAAUGUCAAAUUAGUUCCUAUAGGCAAUCUUCUGAGUGAUUUGUUUGUGAACAGAAACCCUGGGCUCUCAGAUGUCGAGAUGUACAUUUUCCCAUAUGACAAGAACACAAAAAGGUUUUCGGAGGAACGUGAUAAUAAUCUCUUUGAGGCCAUGAGGACUCGCAGUGCCAUGAUCAAAAUUAACAUGAAUGGCAUACCAUUGUUGAUAUUCUCUUCAAAACUACUGGACAAGUCCUCUCAGAUUAUGAUCAAGAUGCAGAAGAAAACAAGUAACUUUCUCUGGGGAAUUUUUCUCCUGACAAAAAAUUCUUUAGCACUUCUUCCAGGAACUUCCAGUCAAACUGCUCAACAUUUUGAUGAUGGAGAUGUGGUUGACAAUGACUAUGAACCUUUAUUCAGAUAUACCAACCACAGGAGUCCCGGGAAGCAAUUGCAGAGACAUUACAGGGAUAGGGAUUGAUUCAAUGCGAGUGGCUACAGCUGUAUCAAAGAAAAUGGUAGAUAGAUUAGUGCUACUAAUCUCUGAUUGUGUUCUAUUGUGGUGUAAGAAGCAAAGAUUACAGCUCUUGACUUUUGUUUUACCUUAUUUACCUCCUGGUAUUUACUUGUAGAUUUUUAUGGGUACUAAAUAAAUAUUUACUUGUAGAGGUUAUGCUGUUUAUAUAAUUCCAUCGACAGUAAAUGGUACACUUUAUUCA